AUGAAGGAGGCCCUGGUUUUGGCCGCGUUUUUGUGGAUUUUUGGAAGAUUGGAAGCGUCGAAUGGUGAUAGGUGAGGUUUUUUGCCAAAAUUUGAAAAAAUCACGUUUUUUGGAGCAUUUUGAGCCCGAAUAAGCCGAAAAUUGAGAAAAAUCGAUAAUUUUUGACUAAUAUGAGCAAUGCUUUGAUUUCGGCUGUAUUUCGCUCAAAAUUUUGAAAAUUCAAAUUUUCCUACAGUACCUUAAAAUUUGGCGGGUAAUUUGAAAAAUUCAAAAUUUUCCAUCUAAUAUGAGCAAUUUUUGACACGUGGCAAAUUUUUCGAAAUUUAUUAACCUGAGCAAUGUUUUUAAGAUUAACAUGAGCAAUUCUUUGAUUUCGGCUAAAUUUCGCUCCAAAUUUUAAAAAUUCAAAUUUUUCGCGCCGAAAUCUACAGUACCUCAAAAAUUGGCGAAAAAUUUGAAAAAUUCAAAAUUUUCUGACUAAUAUGAGCAAUGCUCGUCGAAAUUUUGAAAAUUCAAAUUUUAGCGCGAAAAUCUACAGUACCUUAAAAUUUGGCGGGUAAUUUGAAAAAUUCAAAAUUUUCUAUCUAAAUUCGAAUUUUUCGCGCCAAAAACUAAUAUGAGCAAUGUUUGCAGAAGUCAAAUCUUCAACGAAUGUCUAGCCUACUGUAUCCAAGGCCUGGCCCAAGCCCGGGCCCAAAAAAACCAGGCCGAAAUGUGUCCGGCCUCAAAUUCGGCCUUCGGCUGGACCCAAUUUCCCUGCUUCCCGUGUCGCUACAAUUGUAUGUGGGAAACUGUGGAACUAUUCGAAUCGCAGGCCGGAUUUUGUCCACAAUUCUUCGGAAAAUGGCCCUUUGCGGCCUUUUUCGGCCCAUUUGGCCUAGUUAUUCAGGAACCGGCCUCUGUCAUUUUUUCAUUGGCAAAUUUGCUGGAAGUUUGGCGGAUGUUGAGGAAAUUGAAAAGUCGACAGGGGAUUUUGGUGGAAAAUCGAGAAAUGUGGAUUGGUUAUACGUGGAUUGGCAUUUUGACGUGGUAGGGAAGGUUUUUAGGGGAUUUGGGCCGAAAAUUUGAUGGAAAAGCCUGGUUUUAGGCCCGGAAAGGCCCGGGAUAGAUUUUCGGGCCAAAAUUCGUCCAAAAACAUGAUUUUUAACCCUAGAAAGGUCUAGAAUCGAUUUGUUAGGCCCUGAAAAGCCUGGAAGCUUUUCUUGAGCUCGAAAUUUGGAAAAAUCGCAAAAAUUUGACUAAAAACAUGAUUUUUGGACAGAAAAUCGAGUUUUGGUUCGAAAUUUCACAUUUUUCGCUCUGAAAAUGUUUUUAGACUGAAAUUUUGUGCUGAAAAUCAUGGAAAAUCUGAAAAUUGCUGAAAAUGGUAAUUUCCAUGAUUUUCAGCACAAAAUUUCACACAAGAAACUUUUUUUGAGGAAAAUUUUUGAAAAAAUCAAUUUUUCGACAAAUUUUUUCGAAAUAAUGUUCUAGAUCAGAAUUUUGUGCUGAAAAUCGUGGAAAAUCUGAAAAUUGCUGAAAAUGAGGUUUUCCAUGAUUUUCAGCACAAAAUUUCAGCCUGGAAAUUUUUUUUGUUGAAAAUUUUUGAAAAAAAAUCAACUUUAGGUGAAAUUUUCCCUAAAUAAUGUUGUAGAUCUAAAUUUCGCGCUGAAAAUCAUGAAAUAGCUGAAAAUCGCUGAAAAUGGUGAUUUCCACGAUUUUCAGCACAAAAUUUGGGUCUAGAACAUUAUUUCAUCUCAAAAAUCUGGUUUAUCCAUUUUUUCGGAAUUUGUGGCACAAUUUUCUACAGUACCUUUUGAAGAGUUUCUAGACCCAAAUUUUGUGCUGAAAAUUGCUGAAAACCCCGAUUUCUAUGAUUCAAAAACUCCCAAAUUUAAUUUCAGGUCAUCUUCCACCAUUUUUCAUACCUGGGAUUGUUCGCUGACCGAAAAAAUGGACUAUUUUUCGGCUUUCGCUUUCGUUUUAUCACUUUUUCACAUUUCUUUGAUCUACAUGCUCAAAAUCCAGAAUCCACGUGUCAAAACAUUGCUCAGCUUUGGAUUUGUGGCUUUUUAUUUUCGACACAUCUACAGUAUGAAUGUGAGUUAAAGGGACAUGCGGAAUUUUUGAAUUUCAAAUUUUCGCGCAAAAAAACUUCAAAGGCACAUACAGUACCCCGCAAUGUAUAUUUUUGUAGAUCAAAAUGGAUUACAACUACAAUAUGACCCUGUGCCUCACCAUAUCGGGUCUCACCACUCUCGUCUACCUACUGUACCUCGUAAAUCGACACAGGGUCUCGCAACGACUCUCCCACUCGGAUUUUCGACUUAUUUAUGUAUUACUGUGGGCCGCCGGGGCCGCAAGCCUAGAAAUUCUGGAUUUCGCGCCGAUUUUCUGGAUCUUCGACUCACACUCACUGUUUCAUCUGGCUACCGUACCAAUUCCGAGCUUGUGGUGGCAGUUUUUGGUGGGAAGGGUGGAUUUUGCGGAGAAAGUCAAUUUGGCCUAG
This is a messenger RNA of Caenorhabditis angaria, 2488 nucleotides long. NCBI's taxonomy places the organism in Eukaryota, Metazoa, Nematoda, Chromadorea, Rhabditida, Rhabditidae. The record is from the annotation of a GenBank genome assembly.